AAGCAAAAUCCAAAAUGUCGGGGGAGGUGUAUCUCCUGUGGCUGCUCUCGCUCUUACAAACGGUGUCGGCGUACGGUGCCGACCUGUCGUCAGAGGCAUGCAGGGAGCUGGGCUUCUCCAGCAACCUGCUGUGCAGCUCCUGCGACCUGCUCGGGGAGUUCAGCCUCACCAAGAUCCAGCCUGACUGCCAACAGUGCUGCCAGCAGGAGGCCCAGAUGGAAGCGCGCAAGCUUUACGCUGGAGCCAUCCUCGAGGUGUGUGGAUGAAAAUUGGGGAGGUUCCCCCAAGUCCAAGCUUUUGUCAGGAGUGAUAAGCCAAAGAUGUUCAAGGGUCUUCAGAUCAAGUAUGUCAGAGGCUCAGAUCCUGUACUAAAGCUUUUGGACGAUAACGGGAACAUCGCUGAAGAACUCAGCAUCCUCAAGUGGAACACAGACAGCGUGGAGGAGUUUCUUAGUGAGAAAUUAGAACAGAUAUAGACACAACUCCAAUUUUCUUUUUUAAUUUGAAGUCUUUACUGAAAGGAUAUCCUCGAAAGUACAAACGAAAAACAUAUUUCACAACUUGCUCUUUUAUAAAACUGCAGAUAGUUUGUCUUUUAUGUGCUGAAGCUGUAAGAUGUGUGCCUCCUCUGCUCAGGUGAAUGACAUUUUGUUUUUGGCUCUCACAGGGCAGAAAAAGUCUAAAUAUCUAAAAUAUUCACCAGCAACUCGUCUUUGCUGAAGCUGUCUCCUGAUAAAUGCUGAUCAACCACCUCCCGCCCUCAAAUGAAUACUCUCAGCAGCAUUAAUUUGAACUAACUUAUACUAAAUAAAAUGGUCCAAAUGAAAACUGAGAAGCUGAGAAACAGCUUCAGUAAAUCUCUGCGGCUGUAAAUGUAAUAAAGAGACAGAUCUUUAAUGCUUGAGCAAAUUAAAUGGAAAAUGUAUCUGCUUGGUUUGAGACUAAAGGAGCAAGUUGUAAAAGCUUUCUUGUACUUUGAGGGAUCUGACCAUAAUUACCUACCAAUUUGUACUGAACUGGGCCUUGAUAGAUGGUUGUUGAAUAACUGUUCUCUAUGACCGUUUUUGUAUCUGAAGAAUGAAUAUCUUGUCUAAAUUUGACCAAAUAUCUUCUAUGAGUGUGUGAAACGAUAUCACAGAGUCCAGAGGAGCAGCACACCCUUAAAUACUGAUCUAAAUCAUAGAUGAUAUUUUGUUCCUUUGGUUUGAGAAGACAUUCGUACAUCAGGACCCGUUUUGUUGUCCCUCUGUGGGAGUCCCUGUCUGUCUGAUAUUCUUGUAUGAUUAUUUUUUAUAACGCUCAAUAUGACUGAAUUAAUCCCAGUUGCUUUUCCAAAAGCAGAUGUUUUAUGCAGAGGCACAUGUUUGUGAAGAGCUCACAGUAAACCAGUUUUGGGAUGUGAGAUCUGAUGUACCUUUGUGUUUUUCUGCAUCUUCUGCUUUGGAGAGAAACUGGAUUUAUUUUGGUUGCUUUUUGAGGUGGAGGUUGAAAUAUGCAACAAUAAAUAAAGUCUCUUGAGAUGGA
Limanda limanda (common dab) is the source of this 1524-nucleotide messenger RNA. RefSeq names its product selenoprotein F (gene selenof). Gene Ontology annotation, cellular component: endoplasmic reticulum lumen. The transcript has 5 exons. The record is from RefSeq and is a predicted model, not a curated record. Gene Ontology annotation, molecular function: oxidoreductase activity. NCBI's taxonomy places the organism in Eukaryota, Metazoa, Chordata, Actinopteri, Pleuronectiformes, Pleuronectidae.